GGGCUGCGGGCGGCGCGCACCCGGCCUCUUGCUUCUCGCUCCGAGGCUGCGGGACGGACGCUCCGGGGAACUCCCUAGCCCGCGGCCGGCCGCGUUCGGACGGCGCUAGCCGGCGGCCGGGCGGUCCCAGCAUGUCGGCCGCCGUGGCGUGCCUGGACUACUUCGCCGCCGAGUGCCUGGUGUCCAUGUCCGCGGGCGCCGUGGUUCACCACCGCCCGCCGGACCCCGAGGGUGCGGGCGGAGCCGCAGGCUCGGAGGUGGGUGCGGCGCCGCCGGAGUCAGCUCUGCCGGGUCCGGGGCCACCGGGGCCCGCGUCGGUCCCCCCGCUCCCGCAGGUCCCCGCCCCCAGCCCCGGCGCGGGCGGCGCCGCGCCCCACCUGCUGGCUGCAAGCGUUUGGGAGGACUUGCGCGGCAGCUCUGGCGAGGGCUCCUGGGAGAAUUCGGGGGAAGCUCCACGCGCCUCGUCCGGCUUCUCCGACCCGAUCCCGUGCUCCGUCCAGACCCCGUGCUCCGAGCUGGCUCCCGCCUCCGGCGCCGCGGCGGUCUGCGCUCCCGAGAGCUCCUCUGGUGCGCCCGCCGUCCCGAGCGCGCCUGCCGCCCGGGGCGCACCAGCGGCCUCUGGUGGGGUCUCUGGAGGGGCCCUAGGGGCCGGCCCCGCCCCCGCCGCCGAUCAGGUGCCCCGGAGGAGGCCUGUCACACCUGCUGCCAAGCGCCACCAAUGCCCCUUCCCGGGCUGCACCAAAGCCUAUUACAAGUCGUCGCACCUCAAGUCUCACCAGCGUACCCACACGGGUGAGCGUCCUUUCUCCUGCGACUGGCUCGACUGCGACAAGAAGUUUACGCGUUCCGACGAGCUGGCCCGCCACUACAGGACGCACACGGGCGAGAAGCGCUUCUCCUGCCCCCUCUGCCCCAAGCAGUUCUCUCGGAGCGACCACCUGACCAAACACGCUCGCCGCCACCCAACCUAUCAUCCAGAUAUGAUCGAGUACCGGGGGCGUCGUCGCACUCCCCGCGUCGACCCGCCACUCGCCAGCGAGGUGGAAAGCUCCGCCUCCGCCUCCGGCUCCGGCCCCGGCCCGGCGCCCAGCUUCACCACCUGCCUGUAGGACAGUCAUUGCUGUCAGUCUUACCCUCAAGGAUGAUCCCCCAGGCCGUUGUCCCUGCCUUCUCUGCCCAUCCCCCUUUCCCAGAGUCAUUACACCAAGGCACAGACUGGUUCCUCUGCUUUGAGGGUGGGUCCAGGCAGACAUGUGGACUCUGGGAAGGUACUGGGGGCCGGAAAAUAGCGGGAAUUCUUGCAACGCAAAAAAGUGGGGUUUGCCUCAAGACAGCCCCCAGGAACUGAUAAGAAGGGAUGAACUCCCAUACUCUCCGAAAUACUGAAGAUUCUCCCCUCCCAGGAACCAGGGAUGUGAAACUGGAAUUCUCAGAUGCCUGAGGAGCUCCCAGUCUCAAAGGACUCUGGUGUCUCACCCAUCCACCAGGGUGGACCUUGGAGAGGGUGUCAGGGGUGGCAGUCUUGGAGAUGUCCAGGACUGGGAUGGUGAGAGGCCUUUGGAAACAGAAAUGAUUUCUAUUUCUGUAAACAGCAAUGUU
Rhinopithecus roxellana (golden snub-nosed monkey) is the source of this 1599-nucleotide messenger RNA. It is a transcript of the gene KLF14, whose product is annotated as Kruppel like factor 14. Gene Ontology annotation, biological process: regulation of transcription by RNA polymerase II. The record is from RefSeq and is a predicted model, not a curated record. The transcript has a single exon. Bases 132 to 1109 code for a protein of 325 amino acids. Lineage: Eukaryota; Metazoa; Chordata; Mammalia; Primates; Cercopithecidae. Gene Ontology annotation, molecular function: RNA polymerase II cis-regulatory region sequence-specific DNA binding; DNA-binding transcription factor activity, RNA polymerase II-specific.